Messenger RNA from Loxodonta africana (African savanna elephant), 3550 nucleotides. RefSeq names its product transmembrane protein 125 (gene TMEM125). Bases 1780 to 2439 code for a protein of 219 amino acids. Lineage: Eukaryota; Metazoa; Chordata; Mammalia; Proboscidea; Elephantidae. The transcript has 4 exons. The record is from RefSeq and is a predicted model, not a curated record.
ACAAAACACAUCAUCCCCAGACCUGUUGGGGACCAUAUAUCUAGUGGGGGGUGAUAGAUAAUAAGGACAAUUGCAGCAUAUUACAGAAAGAGCAGUUGUGGGGGAAGCACAGGGGCUAUGGGUACACCAAAGAGGCACCUAAAUCAGCCUGGAGGUCAGGGAGGGCUUCCUGGAGGAGGUGACAUCUUAGUUGAAAAACACAAAUUGGCCAGACUGGGAUUGUGGGAGUGGUAUAUAUCCCAGGCGGGGAAACUGUUUGAGUUGAAAAUCCAGAAGAGCAGAGAAGAGGGCAAGGCGUGCAGAACUGACCGACAUUCUUUCUGGCUGGAGGGCAGGGGCCAGUGGCAAAUGACUGGCCUGGUGUGCUUGGCAGCCCCGUGGAGGCUUUAUGAGCCUUGUGAAGGAGCGGCAUGUUUUUUUCUCCUGCAUCUAUUGGCCACUGGCCCAGCCAAUGGCCAAGCAGGAUCCAUACAGGUGGGGCAGACCUACUAGUCAGGCAUUUGAGGCUUUGACUGAAGGAGAAUGAAGCAGGGGUUUGUGGGGGCUCCAGCCCAGGGAAAAGGGCCAAGGGAUGUGGCUGCUGGGGCUGGGUUUAAGGGUGAACUAGGGUUAGAAUUUGGGGCUGAGGCUGAGUUUGAGGCUGGUGUUGGGUUUUGGGGGCUGGAUUCAGGAAUAGAAGUCAAAGUUGGGGCUGGGGUUGAGGUUGGGGUCUAAGACCUAAGUCUGAAAUGUGGAGGUGGGGUUGGGAUAAGGAGUUGGAACUGAGGUUUCAAGCCAGAUUUGGGGUUGGAAUUUGGAGCUGGGACUGGAAUUCGAUUUGGAAAUAGCAUAGAGAUUGAGAUUGGAAUUUGAGGUUCAAUAUUGGAGCUGGGAUUUGGGGCAGGAGCUGGGAUUGAAGCAACGAAUUCUACUUAAACUGGAGUUGGGUGCUGAGUUUGGGACUGGAGUUUGGGGCUGGAGGUAAGGCUAGCAGUUGGGCUUGGAGCUGGGGCCCAGGCUGAUAGACAACAUUCCUCCUGCUGCCCAGGUCUGCGAAUUGUGUUCCCAGCCCUUACAGCAGGUGACAGAAGCCCCUCCCUUCCCAGGAAUGCCUCUGCCCAGCAGAAGGAGCUGUGCCACGUCAGCCAAUCGGCUCAGGCCCUGUUCUGGAAACAACACCUGUUGAUCUCCUCCCCCCAGGCUCACCUGAGUGCAGGUUAGGCAGGUGAAGCGUCUCCCCGGAAACGGGGCUGGAGCGCCCCUCCCGCCCUGCCUGCUCGGAUCGGAUUCAGCACGUCCGGACUUCUCAUAAGGAGACUGAGGCUCUAGGAGGUAAACUAAUCAGGCUUACCUGACUCUCCUCCAGGCCCCUCCACUGAGCUCCCAACCCACAGCCCAGCACUAGCCACCGAGAACAGGACGUGCCCUUAGGGCUGUCUCCUGCUGUCAACCGGGAGUUUCAACUGGGGCUCCUUGAGGACAGGAACCAAGCCUGCUUUAUUUUCCCAGUGAGCCAGCAGUGACAGCUGAGGCCAUGUGAGUCUGAUCCUGAAUGAGGCUUUAUCUCUAGCUGUUAGUCCCAUCGUCCACCGUGGCACCAGCUUCCUCGGCCAGCCGGGAUGGGACAGGCAUCUGAGACAGCUGGAGCUAGAGAGGUAAGGGUGACCAUACCCUGGACCGUGAGAGGAACAGGACUCUUGGCCUCUAGCUGCCAAGCAGGUGCGGAGGGCACCAGGCCAUGAACCACGGCCUCUAGCCCCUGACGCUGACCCUCUGCCCUGAUCCCUGCCAGACCAAGCCAUGUCUGAAGGAGAGACUCAAGCCCCGGUGGGCCGGGGACUGCCAGCAGAUGUACUGGCAGAGCAGGUGGAGCUGUGGUGGUCCCAGCAGCCGCGGCGCUCGGCACUCUGCUUUGCUGUGGCCGUGGUCCUUGUGGCAGGCUGUGGGGCAAGUGGUGUGGUACUGCUUUCCUCCACCAGCAGCCGCUCAGGUGAGUGGCGGCUAGCAUCCGGCACAGUGCUCUGUCUGCUGGCCCUGCUGGUACUGGUAAAGCAGCUGAUGAGCUCAGCUGUACAGGACAUGAACUGCGUGCGUCAGCCCCACCACGUGGCCCUGCUGCGCAGCGGUGGAGGUGCCGAUGCCCUCGUGGUGCUGCUCAGCGGCCUGGUAUUGCUGGUCACCGGGCUGACACUGGCUGGACUGGCUGCUGCCCCCACUCCCGCCCAGCCGCUGGCUGCCAUGCUGUCAGUGGGCAUUGCUCUGGCUGCCUCAGGCUUGCUCUUGCUGCUAGGCUUGAUACUGUAUCAGGUGGGCGUGAGUGGACACUGCCCCCCUAUCCGAGCGGCUGCCCCCUCCACCCACAGUGGCCACGUUGGCAGUGACGGCAUCUUCAGCAUCUCAGGACAGCUGUCUGCUGGCCAGCAACAUGAGACCACAUCCAGCAUCGCUAGCCUCAUCUGACCGAGCCAAACCAGAGUCCUCCUUCCCAGCGACCUGCCUCAGCAUCCACAGAACAUCGGGGCAUGAGUGAGUGAGUGAGUGAGUAUGUAGGGGACGAUGAGCGUAUGUGAUGGUUCCUAGGACUGUGUCAGGGAAGCUGUGGGCUUGUGUGAGUGCGUGACUAAGAGUCCGUGUAUGUCUACACCAUGGGAAGGUGAAUGUGUGUCUCCUUGGAACCGGGUUCUUGUGUCCAUGGAACUGUCAGAGUCUGCCUGUCUGUGUCUGGGGUCUCUGGACAGAGCCCAGAGAAGUGUAUGGGAUCCACAAAGAUUCUUGACCCUUAUUUUCAACACCCCUCAAAUCCAACCCUGCCCUUAUAAUGCCCAUCAGGAAUUUCCACAGGAGUGACUGUUGCCCCACCCUAGUGACUGCCACCAGUGACCCUUCAUUGAGGAAGGUAACUAGCAGCAAAGUAGAAAGAACAUAGGCUCCAGAGUGUGACAGGCCUGGAUUGGAAUCCCCCCUCUACCACUUACCAGUUGGAGGACCUUGGACAAGUGACUUAACUUCUCUGAGCCUCAGUUUCUGGAGGGUCAUGGCCAUGGUGAUCUAUUGUGAGCAUCAAAUGGGAUCAUAUACGGGAUGACUGGGCAUGUGGCAGAUGUGCAAUAAAAAUGGCAGCUGCUAUUGCUAUUGUUAUUGUCAUUACCUCACCCUCUCACCUCAAAGACCCUUCUUCCUCACCCCACCCUCCCAAAGUUAACUCUUUGCUCCUGUGUCAGCCUCAUAAAAGGUACCUUGAAGGGCUCCUCGGUCAGGCCUGUGGUUUCUCUCCUUAGGUAACAAGGAACUAGAGGGGAGAUAGGGUUAGGAGGUGUCCACCUUGGGGAGGCACUGGGUUUCAGGUCCCAGGGAGAAGAGCAUUCAGGAUGGAAGACCCAAUUCGUUCACAUUUGUUCAUGAGCUGGCCCAAGAGAAGGCCUUAAGUCUUGGGGUCUUAUCAGCUGGCUUCUCUGGAGACUGUCUCUGUCUUCGGCUGUGUUCCCUUUGGCCAAUUCCCCAGAGGGUAGCUGGGGGGCUGCAGCUGCUUACCCUACCUUUGAAACCAGAACAUCCUGGAUCUGUGUGGUCA